AAUCCCGUUGCCAGAGCCUGAAUGGGGUGUGCCUCCGGAGAACAGGCCCGGGCCAGGGGCGGGGUUCCGAGGUUCCGGAACCAAUCAGGGUGUUGGGGCUUGAGGAGGCAGUCGGCUGCGGCCAAUCGCCCCGUGGUCCUGCGUGGGCCUUGGGGCGUGGUCCAUCCGGGGGCGGGCACGGGUUCCAGGCGGCCCAGGGGCGUGGCCGGGCCUGGACCGCCGCUGGGGCCAUGUCCGCGCCGCCGCCCCUACAGAUCCGCGAGGCGAACGCGCACCUGGCGGCCGUACACCGGCGCGCCGCGGAGCUGGAGGCGCGGCUGAACGCGGCGGAGCGCACGGUGCGCUCCCAGGCCGAGCGCCUGGCCCACCACGACGAGCAGCUGCGCGCUGCCCUGGACGAACUGGGCCGCGCCAAGGACCGUGAGAUCGCCGCACUGCAGGAGCAGCUGCUGACCUCCGAGGCCACUGUCCACAGCCUGCAGGCGGCCGUGCACCAGAGGGACAAGCUCAUCAGGCAGCUGCAGCCCCGGGCCGAGCUGCUGCAGGACAUAUGCCGCCAGCGACCACCCCUGGUUGGGCUGCUGGCAGCCCUUGCUGAGGCCGAGCGCCUGGGUCCCCUGCCAGCCAGUGACCUUGGUGCGCCCAGUUUGCUCCUUGCCAACAACACUGAGGAGGAAGGGGACAGGGACCACCUCCAGCCAGCAGUGUUUGGGACCACUGUGUGAGCCCCAGAGCACAGAUUCCAGAAUGGAGACAGAGGGUGCCUGUGGAGACUUUUCCACUGCUGUGGGGGUACUCAAGGGUGGGGGUGUCACCAGUGUCCCGGGGGGAACCCCAUGGCAGAGCCAUAGUAUUUUCCAAGCAUCAGACCUGCUAAAAAGUCAAAUGGUCAGCCUGCAGGCAAAUGAAAAUGUUUAGCCCCAAUUUUUUUAAAAACAAAACCUUGAAUCAGUUAUCCUUAUUGAAAAAUUGGCAACAUUUACACACAAAAACCUGGAUUUCUGGUUUUAGACUUGCCCAUGCCUGCCUGGAACUGAACCCAGAAUACCCUCGUUAGCCACAGUGUGAGUUUUUUAAUUGGCCCCUUCACCUCUCUUGGGCCAGAUGUCCAGGCCCCGAAGCAUGAGUUUGAGACCUCUGGUGGAGGCAGAUGGCAUCAAGUUCCACAUUAUUAGAUUGUUUCUUCUCCUCUUUUCCCUGUCCAGAUUUUCUUUCAUUCUGAAGCAUCCUUCAUCCCAGGAUAGAGCUUUUUCUUACUCCAUCUCAAACCAGAAUUAUUUUUAUUAUUUUCCAACUCAAGGACAUACCUACUGAUGUUCUAGAGAGAGGAGAAGGGAGACAGCAAAAUACCAAUGUGAGAGAAAAACAUCAAUCGGUUUUCCCGUACGCACCCUACUGGGGAUCGAACCCACAACCUAGGUAUGUGCUGAGGGGAAUUAAACCCGCAACUUUUUGGUGCAUGGGACAACGCUCUAGUCGAGCCACAUGGCCCCCAGACUAGAAUUAAGAACUUCACGCUUCAUGCUGUUUUGUAUUAUUUUGAAGACAAAUCCUAGACAUCCCUCCUCCCCCCCAACUCUGUCCUUCCCUCAACCGUUAACUCAGAAGGCAGUGCGUGUGGGGCACGUGCGAUGCUGGCAGCCAGGCUGUGCUGUCCUAGAAAACUCAGGCCUCCCUUAACCUUUUCUUGAUAACGUGCUGCCUCGAGGCCUUUACACUGGCCGCUCCCUCUGCCUAGAGUGCUCUUCCCCCAGUGUCCCAUGACAGGUUCCUUGUCACUUAGGUCUUUGCUCAGAUUUCACCUCAGAAAGGCCUUCCCUGACUACCUGAAGUAAUUCCUCCCCUCCCCCUGCCAUUACUAUUGCAUUUCUUUUUUCUUUAAAAAUAUAUUUUUAUUGAUUUCAGAGAGGAAGGAAGAGGGAGAG
This is a messenger RNA of Myotis myotis, 1925 nucleotides long. It is a transcript of the gene VMAC, whose product is annotated as vimentin type intermediate filament associated coiled-coil protein. Bases 231 to 725 code for a protein of 164 amino acids. Lineage: Eukaryota; Metazoa; Chordata; Mammalia; Chiroptera; Vespertilionidae. The record is from RefSeq and is a predicted model, not a curated record. The transcript is spliced from 2 exons.